GCUCGCAGUAGCCUCUCUUGGAUUUCUGUGAACACCACGCAAGAUCAAAAUGAAAGUUCUGGCAGCUAUCUGCGUUCUCGCCGUCGGCGUCAGUGCACAGGUUGGGCCUUCAGGAAUCGUCAGUCCCGAUGGAGUGAACACUCAGUUCUCCCACGACUUCGCCAAUGACAUCGUGCUGGUUGGACCCGCUGGCAUCGUCACGAAGUCUGGCGUCAACCGCCAGCUUACCCACGGAGAGGCCACCCUUCACGUUGCUGCACCAGCUGCUCCCCUUCCCGUGGCUCAGAUGGUGUUCCAGCGUGGCGUGAUUGGCCACUCUGGCAUCGUUCGCCCAGAUGGUAACAACGUCCAGUUCACACAGGCUCAGGCUGACAACAUCGUGCUGGUUGGCCCAUCUGGCAUCGUCACCAAGGACGGCUCCAACAUCCAGCUGACCGACGACCUCCACUUCGUCCAGAAGCGCGAUGUCUCCGGCCAUCUGGUGGGAGCCUCAGGAAUCAUCACCAAGACCGGCCAGCUGAUCCAGCUGGAACCUGGUGUCACGAUUGUCCAGGCUGGUCCCUCCGGUAUCAUUCUGUCCAACGGAAAGAACAUCCAUCUUCUCUCUGUAGAUUCAUCAUCAGUGCUCACAGUAGCCCUUGUUGGAGUUCUGUGGAUAAUAAGCAAGAUCAAUAUGAAGUUUCUGGCAGCUAUCUGCGUGCUCGCCGCCGGCGUCAGUGCACAGGUUGGGCCUUCAGGAAUCGUCAGUCCCGAUGGAGUGAACACUCAGUUCUCCCACGACUUCGCCAAUGACAUCGUGCUGGUUGGACCCGCUGGCAUCGUCACGAAGUCUGGCGCCAACCGCCAGCUUACCCACGGAGAGGCCACCCUUCACGUUGCUGCACCAGCUGCUCCCCUUCCCGUGGCUCAGAUGGUGUUCCAGCGUGGCGUGAUUGGCCACUCUGGCAUCGUUCGCCCAGAUGGUAACAACGUCCAGUUCACACAGGCUCAGGCUGACAACAUCGUGCUGGUUGGCCCAUCUGGCAUCGUCACCAAGGACGGCUCCAACAUCCAGUUGACCGACGACCUCCACUUCGUCCAGAAGCGCGAUGUCUCCGGCCAUCUGGUGGGAGCCUCAGGAAUCAUCACCAAGACCGGCCAGCUGAUCCAGCUGGAACCUGGUGUCACGAUUGUCCAGGCUGGUCCCUCCGGUAUCAUUCUGUCCAACGGAAAGAACAUCCAGCUCACCCGAUAAAUUAUUAUAUAUUCCAUCCUAGUCUCCAUAAAAUCUUGAGAUCAUCUCAUCUUACUCUGAUGGAGUUGACAGAAUUGUUAAUACAUAAUCAAUGAACACCAAAUAAAGAUUCAUAAAAAAUUA
This is a messenger RNA of Penaeus chinensis, 1357 nucleotides long. RefSeq lists its product as uncharacterized. The coding region runs from base 50 to 1234 and encodes 394 amino acids. Gene Ontology annotation, molecular function: structural constituent of cuticle. The transcript is spliced from 4 exons. The record is from RefSeq and is a predicted model, not a curated record. NCBI's taxonomy places the organism in Eukaryota, Metazoa, Arthropoda, Malacostraca, Decapoda, Penaeidae.